UAUGUUAAUUGAACACCAAAAGUGUUGAGUAACAAGAUUUUAGACUUUUUCAAAUACGAAAGCGAAAAAUUUGUUUGUAAAACCAGCGUACUUCCAACGACUUCGAAAGACGACGAAUAGAGCAGCAAAGCAGGCACCACGCCACGACUGUUUACCCACGCACACGCGCUCUCGUGAAUGAAGGCGCGAACAAAUCGGUUAACAUUAGCAGCAUAAAAAAGGCCAAAUUUAAACUUUUAAUAAAAAAAAACAUAUGAAUUAAAAAUAUCAGUGAAGAGCAGACCCUUAAAGUACAGGUAAACGAGAGAGCAUACAAAAUAAACAGUCGAUGUGUAACUUUUAAAAAUUCAUCAUAAAAUAAUUUCAAAUAUUUGCAUAACUCCCCAACUAAGUAGUGUGCAAAUUACACAGCUUGAACUUUCAAAUUUACAAAUUCAUUUAAAAGUAAAGAAAAUUAGUUUAAAAAGUGCGUUCCUUAAGUUCAAAUACGUCAAAAACAGAAGUCAAGUGAAAUUUGGCAACAUAGCAAAGUGUUCGAGCGAAUGAAUGAGCGUAAAUAAAAUUGGCAGCAGCGAAAAAGCACGGCAAUCAUAGUUUUUGAAGAGCAAAAACAACGCUUCAAUAACAACAACGAACGCCUACUAUACGUAUAUAGAGCGAGUACGCGAAAAUUGGCAACAUAGCGCAGCGCAACAGCAAACAGAAAAGAGCAGCAGAAAGCCAGCAAAAGUAGAGUGUAACGCUUGAGAAUACAGUGCGAGCAACUGAACAGCCAGUAAAGUGAUUUUAUAUACCAACUAUACAAAUGUAAGAACUUAUUUACUAGAUAUUAACAACAACAACUGAAAUAACGAUGUUCAACUAUAUCAAAAAGCAAGUGAAAAUCUAGGAAGAUUGAUUAUUUCAACGUGAGCGCAAUCGUGCAGUUGUCAAAAAGGCGAGGAACCUUUGCGGUCUAGCAGAAUCAAGAGAGCUAGAAAAAAAGAGAUGAAUCUUGCAAAUCAACACCACCAAAGAAAACCAACUAAACUAAACUAAAAAAUUAGUAGCAGAGCAAAAAAAAAGAAGAUAUCCAUAAAAAGGACCUAACGAAUAAUCAUAUUAAAUUUAUACACAAAAUAAGAACAAAAACCACAACAGUUUAUAACAAAAAAAGAAGAAGAAAAACGAGACAUACAAAUACCAAUGUUCCAUAAAGCACAGCAGAUCAAGAGAGCAAGAGCACCAACAACCAGCAGCAGCAGCAGUUAAGAGAGAGUAAAAGAGUACUUAAUAAAAAAUAAAAGCAAAUUUUUAAAUGAAAUCUUAGUGCGAGCGAAAUGAGGAGCAAGUAAAAAAUAAGAUUAUAAAUUAUAUAAAAAUAUAAAUAUUGCUGUCUUUUUGCAUUUUUGCAAUUUUAUAAAAAAAUACCAGUAAUAAUAUAAAAAUAUAUUUAAAUAAAUAAACUCACAGAGGAGAAUCAACACGCGAACAUUCCUUUGUCAAGCUAAGGGCAUACACUUAACGAAAAAAAAAAUCAUUAGCAAAAUUUACUCUUUUAACUUAAACACACAAAAUCAACAACUAAAAUCAUUGAAAAAUUUUACUAAAAAAUUUUAACGAAAGAAAAAAUCAUAAAUCACAAGCUUACAUACAUACAAGCGAAGUACGAUCGUAGUUGAUCUAAAACCAAUACACCAAGCAGCAACGCAGAGCGAAAGCUACCAAAGGCACGAAAGCUCAAAGUGGCCGCUAGCGAAAGCUCAGUAGCGCGCCAUCUAACACAGUGUAAAGUCUUCUAGUCAAAACCAAAAACAGAAAAAAGCUAUUCCCCAUUUGUGUAAUCAUAGUUUUUAGCGAAAGCUUACUUAACCUAACUUACUUACUUAAUUUCCAACGGGACUUGUGCAAAGCGCAAUCAAAGCUCUUAUUAAAACCAAAUAUUUAAAUUAAAAAAAAAAUUAAAUAUAAGCGACGUUUAACCAAGCAGUGAGACUAAUUACUAAGCAAAAACAAAUCAUACAAAAACCAACAAAGCAACAAAGCGCUAAGCAGUAAAGUUAGUUAGAGAAGGAGAAGCAAAGGUAAAACAAAAGCAGAAGCAGAAGCGAGGGCCAGCUGAUCCAAGGCCAAGCAAGCAGUAAAGAAGAAGUAAAGUCAGGGAGCAAGUCCUUGACAGCGAGAGCGUGAGAGCAACAACUAGCGUUUGAGCGCACACAACGGUUUAGAGCGAUUUGUCAAAAUUACGCCCCAAAAGCAAGCCGUCACUGCUACGACACCAGCAGCAAUUAAGAAGCAACAGCAACCGCAGUCACAGCCGCAGCAACAGCAACAACAAACAACAGCAGCAGCUGCAACAACAGCAACAGCCAAAAAAAUGACCAACGCCAUGGACAUUGUGAAGAAUGGCAGCGCCAAUGGCUCUGUUGACGGCAGCUCGGAUGAGUCGCGCACCAACUUGAUUGUUAACUAUUUGCCACAAACAAUGACGCAAGAGGAGAUGCGUUCGCUCUUCUCUAGCAUUGGCGAAUUGGAGAGUUGCAAGCUAGUGCGCGACAAAGCCUCAGGUAAUUUGGUGUUGCCAGCUUCCUUGACCGCGCUCAAUCCGGCAUUACAGCAAGUUGGCCAAAGCUUGGGCUAUGGUUUUGUUAACUAUGUACGCGCCGAGGAUGCUGAGAAGGCCGUCAAUACGCUUAAUGGUUUGCGUUUGCAAAAUAAAGUGAUUAAAGUAUCAUACGCCCGUCCAAGUUCGGAAUCAAUAAAGGGUGCUAAUUUGUAUGUAUCGGGUCUUCCCAAAAAUCUAUCACAACCAGACUUGGAGGCACUAUUCGCAUCAUUUGGCAAGAUAAUUACAUCUCGUAUACUCUGUGAUAAUAUUUCUGGUCUAUCGAAAGGUGUCGGUUUUAUACGUUUCGAUCAACGCAACGAAGCCGAACGCGCUAUACAGGAGCUAAAUGGUAAAACGCCCAAGGGUUAUACCGAGCCGAUAACUGUUAAAUUUGCCAAUAAUCCCAGCAAUAGCGCCAAAGCUCAACUCCCACCACCAUUGGCCGCAUAUUUGACACCACAAGCGGCUGCCGCAACGCGUCGCCUCGCUGGCGCAUUACCAUCAGCUGGACGUAUAAGCAUUGGAAAAAGCCCGAUGUUUGCCAUUAACAAGGGUUUACAAAGAUACUCACCAUUGGCUGGUGAUCUCUUGGCCAAUUCGAUUUUGCCGGGCAACGCAAUGACCGGCUCCGGUUGGUGUAUAUUCGUCUACAACCUCGCACCCGAAACUGAGGAGAAUGUGUUGUGGCAGCUAUUCGGCCCGUUCGGCGCCGUCCAAUCGGUCAAGGUUAUACGCGAUCUACAAACGAGCAAAUGCAAGGGCUUCGGCUUUGUGACCAUGACGAAUUAUGACGAAGCGGUUGUGGCAAUACAAUCACUCAACGGUUAUACACUCGGCAACAGGGUGUUGCAAGUUAGCUUUAAGACAAAUAAAACUAAAACUGCUUAAGUGGAAGAUAACAACAAGAAAAAGAAGAACAACAAAAAUAAAAACAAAAGCGAGAACAACAGAAGUAACAAUAAAAAAGCAGCAGCGACAGGAAACACACAAAAGCAAGAACAACAAAUGGAAAAAUGAAAGCGAAAGCGCAAGCAAGUAGAACUUUUGUGUAAAGCGAAAAGUAGGAAUGAAUUGAAACCCAGCAACAAAACACCGCAGUUCAACUUAAAAGAAUGCAAAAAAAA
Messenger RNA from Rhagoletis pomonella (apple maggot), 3711 nucleotides. It is a transcript of the gene fne, whose product is annotated as ELAV-like protein 2. Gene Ontology annotation, molecular function: RNA binding. Bases 2357 to 3475 code for a protein of 372 amino acids. Gene Ontology annotation, cellular component: ribonucleoprotein complex. The transcript has 7 exons. The record is from RefSeq and is a predicted model, not a curated record. Lineage: Eukaryota; Metazoa; Arthropoda; Insecta; Diptera; Tephritidae.